AUGACAGAGUUGGUGAAGAUUUACGUGGAAAAUGAAAAGGCUGACGCAGAUUUGGUCCAGAAGUUACUGGGAACUGAGCAUGGUAAGGUUUCGAAGCGUAUUUCAGAAUGAAAUCGUUUUGAUUUACCAAAAAUUUCGUUUUCAGAGAGGUUAUGCAGUUCCGGCUCAAUGGAUUCGGAUUACCAGGACGUUUCUCAUCUCGGGAUACGAGAGUUCACUGAAAUAAAGCACACUUCAUUGCCACCAGAACUAAAGGAGCAAUUGAGAAGUAAGUUAUUUUGUUUUUGUAUUGUUUUCUGUCUUUAGGAGGAUUUUUUAAAAAUUUGGAGACUUAUGGGAUGUUGAGUAUAAAUUAGGCUUGACCACUGCGUUCUUGAUGAAUUUAUGGCUUAGUUUGGCAUUUUAUUUCUGCCCGAUUGGCGGAAACUGCCCAUCUGAACGUUUUAAGCUGUAGACUUCAUUUGAAGUUCUAUAUUUGCUCAAUUUUCUUUUGGACAUCAGUGUUCAUGGAGAAUAUCACAGACUUGAAUGUAGUUCUGAAUCCUGCCUUCUUGACUGCUUGAAUUUUUUAGGAUAUGAGUAAGGGAGAAUUAGCUUUCUAAUGGUCUUGUGCACGAAAUAUAUUCUUCCUUCCGUCACCAAAGGAAUUGAUAUUAUUCAUGUCAUGUUCGACUUCAAAAAAUUUUUUGAUUUUCAGAUUUGCAAACAAAUUGCGCCUUCGGCAUCUUUCCUGAGAUUUACAGAGCAUGGAUGAUUGUGGAUUCUGAUUUGUUUUUAUGGAAUUUUGAGUUUAAGUGAGUUUUCGGAAGCAUUGUUUUGCCUAACAUCAAUUUUUGCCUCAUAAUGACUUUGAUUUCUAUUUUAGCAAAGACCUGGCUUACUACGACCACAUAGAAAACACAAUUCUCAAAGUGGAGCUGGUAAAUCUGCGGCCCGGCGUGUUUGAUCCUCGAUUUGCACAAGCCUUGGUGGUGGCGACAACCGGUGAUUUAUACCUUCUUGGGGUCGGAUUUAUCGAUGAGAGUCGACAGGAGACCGUGUUUGGCCAAAUCGACCACAAAAACCCGAAUUUGUUUUUGGUGUUGGAAGAGAUCGCCAAGGUAAGGGUUGAGGUGUCAUGGAUAAUAUAAAUUUUCUUUAUUUUCUUGGGAAAAAAUUUUGUGUCUGCUUUGAUAAAUUUGUGAGUUAAUUUUUGAGGGUUUCAGAUAUCUCUGGACGGCGUUGUGGUAACAGAUUUGGCUUGCACAGUCGAUGGAAGAGUGUUUUUCUCCGCCGAUAAUGAUGUCUAUGAAUGUGAUUAUAGUGUAAGUUAUUUUCGUUUAGUUUGUUGUGUUUUUAGGUAUGAUUGUUCUGGAAAAAAAGUUGUUGAAAUAAAGAUUCAGAAUGUAAAACGAAUAUUGAGUCCAGUUUUAUGAAGCGCAGGCUGCCCCCUGACUUCCUCUUGAUGGAAAGGAUUUUUGGCGUUGGAGAUGACAUUUAGAGCUUCUAAGGAGUCAAGUAGACUUGUUUAUCAUGAUUUCGAUUUACUUUUUCCACCUCAACUUUUUGCAGAAGGAUCGUUGGUUCGGCAGCGCCGUGCAGAAGGUGAACUGGACCCGAAGCCUCUUCCCCAACCCAUUGUCGAUCUUCCAAACCAAGGAAAAGAUUGUUCAGCUGGCGGUGGACGACACCCGGCACAUUUUGUACUCCCUCUCGGAUCAUGCAAAAAUUGUGGUCUAUGAUUUGGGCCCGACUGGCCAAGGGUUCUCCAGAGCCGCCGAAAAUUCACUGGAUCGGAUUGUGGUAAGGCGAUUUUUGUGGGUUUUGAGUUUAAAAUGAGAUCAGGGAACGUAAGAAGGCUAGUGGAAUUAGUUUAGGAAGAAUUUGACCGGUUUAAGGUUUUCGUGGUGGGACCCAAAUCAUGGUUUUUAAAAACCUGAAUUUUGUUAGUUAUUUUGAUUUCAAUAGGUUACCUGAUGUAUCUAGAGAAAAUUUGUAGCCUUUUAACAGAUGAUAACCGCUUGUUUCCUAUGGCAAGGCUAAAAAAAAUGAAAUUUUAUCAAAAAUCCUUAAAUUUUCUCCAAAAAAUUGGCUUUCAGAAGGAAUAUCAGUAUCAAAUCAGCUGCGACACCUCGUUUGUGAAGGAAUUCGUCUCGAUAUCGGUGAUCCCGUCAACACGCUCACUCCACGGCUAUCUGGAAGCCAUCACAACGUAUGGGAUUCGGAUCUUUUUCACUUGUUCGGAGCAAUUGCUGGUCGAAAAAGACAGUAAUAGAGUGAGUUUUGCCGAUUUUCAGACCUUUAUUUGGUCACUUUUCAUUGGACACCAGUAGUUUUUGAUUUUGGAAAAAAUCAGGUUUUCGUGGUGGGACCCAAAAAAAAAUUUUUUUUGAUUUUGUUUACUAUAAUAUGGUAUAUGAUGUUGUAAAUUGCAGUUUGCGCAAAAUUCCGUCCGUCCCCGAUGUCUCCGCGCCAUCCAUUUUCGACUGCCAACGGGAAAUCCGUCGUUAUUACUGCAAAACAAGACCAAUGUCUACUUCGGAAAGACUAUGAAUGGUGAGAAGAAUUUUUAUAGAGAGUUUCUCGGAGAUGUGAAAGGUUUUUUGGUUGACUUUGCCGUAUUUUAGACACCACAAUCAUCGCGUUGAGCACUGCCAGAGAGGAAUCGGCGUUAUUCGCCUUCUCUUCGAUGAAUUUCACCUACACAAACCGAUUCAUCGAGUCCUAUGUGAGUUCAGAAGAGAGUAUAGGAGAUUUUUUUUUGAUUUUUGUUUGAGUUACCUUGUACUCGAAUAUCUUUUGCGUUGACAAAAGUUGAAAAGAUGUUUUAAAUAUAGUGCGGGACAAGAUCAAGUGGUCAAAAGUGCUUCCGAUUGCAUCCGGAAGGCAUUCCAAAUACUAAUAAAUAUCUCCCUAUCUGACCGAAAAUAGUGUUCUUUUGAUGAGGCGAGAAAGUUGCGUUUUGGAAAGAGUAAAGGGGAAAAUUUGAAGGUAUUGAACGCUUCCCUCUUUCCAAAAAGGAAAAUUUCUUGCCUCUCUCAUCAGAAGAACGCUAUUUUCGGUAAGCGAGGUACUUAAUACAGUGACGGGCUUGAUCCAGUGGCAAAAAACGUGCCAUUUUGCAUCCGGGAAGUAUAAAAAAUGUGGCAAAAUGCCUCUCCAAGUGAAAAAACUCCGAUUUCAAAAGCAACUUUCAAAAUGGAGUUUUUUCACUUGGAGAGGGACGUAUUUUGCUACAUUUUUUGAUACUCCCCGAUUGCAAAAUGGUACGUUUUCUUGCCACUGGGUCAAGUCCGUCACUGUAUUCAGUGCCUCCCUUACCGAAAAUAGCGUUCUUCUGAUGAGAGAGGCGAGAAAGUUGCCUUUUUGGAAAGAGGGAGGCAUUCAAUGCCUUAAAAUUUUCCCUCUCUACUCUUUCCAAACGGGCAACUUUCUCGCCUCAUCAGAAGAACGCUAUUUUUCGGUCAGAUAGGGAGAUAUUUAGUAGCAUUUGGAAUGCCUCCCGGAUGCAAUCAGAAGCCCUUUUGACCACUGGAUCCUGUCUCGCACUGUAUUUUUAAUCAUCAUGCUUUAGAGCAAGCUCCAAGCUCAGAACGCCAUGGUGUGGUCGGCGGCCCGCACCGCCGAAGGCCUGGCCCUGGAGCAGUGCAAAGUCCGAGAAACGGCGAUAAAAGUGGCCACAAUGGAAGAAAUCGAGCUGGUCCCCGCAAUUCAACCCCCUCAAUUCUCCCAACAGCACAUAUUCCCGGUCGACAAAUUCCACAUUGUCACCUCGGAUGGAAUCCUCACGAUUGGACAUUCGGCCCCAGUCGAGAUUUUGAGGCAUAUCUUGGAGAGAAAUGGAACGGAGUCAAAGCAAUUGCAUGAUUGGCUCAAAAUCCACGGCAAUAUCGAGGUUUGCAUCCAAGCCUUGAUCAUCAUAUGCAGUGACAAGAGCACGGACAUGAACAUCAGAGUAAGUGCGGUUUUGUUUGAGGAUUUGGGACAAGUUAUACGAUGAAAUAUGCCCGAGGAAAUUUUUUUUUGUUUUUGAAUGUUGAUAGUGGUUUAUGGGGAAAAAUAGAAAUAAACAGUGAGAAGGAGACUUAAAUUGUAGUUUAGAAUCAUUUUUGGAAAGCAAUGUGACAUUUUAUACGAUUAAAUUUGCCUUUUUUUUUGUCUUUUUUGAUCCAUUAAAAUAUUACUUGAAAUUGUUUAAAACGGGAUAGUAAGCUAUCAAAAAGGUAUUUUUCAUCAAUGGAGUGACAUUUUAUACGAUGGAAAAUGUUCAAAAACCAAAAAAAAAUUGGAAAUCUUUUAUCGUAUAACUUGUCGCUUCCAUUUGAAAUGUUGGUCAAUGUGCAAGUAAUGACAUCUGUUGUCUUUAGGAACCAGCUAUUCGCACAUUCUUCUCACUUGGUGGCCAACCGGAGCUUGUCAGUCCGUUUAUAGGCCGAGAACAACAUGACCCAUUCAACCCGAGUAACACCCUAAAUUUCGAUGCAUUCCCAGACCAAACUGCCCCACUCUUGGCCUCCACUCCUCGUCGUCCACCGCCAGGCCAGCAGCAGCUUCCAAACGCCGAAUUGCAACUCAAACCAUCGUUCCGACAUGAUGCGUUGUAUACGCAUUUCACAAGAAUCGUAUACUUUAUUUGGGGAAGAAUUUUAUGCCAGCGAAGGGAUAAUGAGGUAAGAGAGAUUACUGGAUAUAUGUAUAUUGUUUUAGUCAUCAAUUUUUUAAGAUUUUUGGAAUUUUUUUUUCUUUUUUUUUUUUUUUUUUCCCUAAAAUAAUAUUUUGUUCCAGAUCCUCUCACACUUGUACCUCGAAGAUCUCCAAUUGAUUGUAAAACAUGUAUCACUGUUCCAAAAUUCCGUUGAACAGUUUGCGUUGAUCUCGACAGCUCGAUCCGGCGGCUUUCAAAUUGAUGGAGAAGGUAAGAUAAAUGUUUUUUCCAUGCUUGUAGAUGUGUUAUACGAUGAAACAUGUUUUGGGAAGGUUUUAUCGUAUAAAAUGUCCAAAAGUGGCUUCUGGUAAAUUAUAAAAUUGUAAAGUUGUUUCGGCGGCCACUAGUAUGUCUAGAAAUUCUUUGAGAGAAUCUGGAGACAUUUUAUACGAUUAAAGAUGCCUUGGAAAGUAUCCGUCGUAUAACUUGUCCCUGGGCAUAUAAACGAUUUUAUUGAUAGAACCAAGGUAUUUCGUUACGAUUUACAUUGAUUUCAUAAAUUUUACACUGGUUGAAGACAUUUUAUACGGUGAAAGAUGUUUUAGAAGUAUUCAUCGUAUAACUUGUCGCCUGGGCAUAGAAACGGUAUUAUUCAUAGAAUCGAGGUAUUUUGUUACCAUUUUUCCAGUUUCACGCAUUUUACACAGACUGAAGACAUUUUAUACGGUAAAAUUGUUGAUUGAUUUUAUUUCAUUUUGAGGUCUAAAAUUGGAUUUUCAAGGGGAAACGGAGGUUUCUUGUUGGUGUAGAAGCUUGAUCUUAGAAUUUUUUAUCGAUUUUGUAGGUCUUUGGCCUAGUACAAUAUAAAUUUUGAUGAAAUUGUCGCCGUUUCAGCCAUGGAAAGGGAAUCCAGGUCGUUGGAGAAGCUGAAGAACCUAAUCGGACUGACCAGAGAGUUUUUGAACCUGUGGAUCAUCCUCCUGGAACACAACUUCCCAUGCAUUAUGAACGGACUGCCGGCCGAUGUGAAAGAGCAAAUCCUCAAAUGGUCCUUUGCCGAUUUGCUCUCGAAUUGCCCGGAAAAGACUGGAGUCGACUUGAUUUCGGCGUUGAUCAAGUUUUAUUUUGGAGACGAGGCAAAAACGGAGACCCUGAAUAAUCGGCUGGCCUCGGAAUGCCCAAGGCUUUUUACCAAUGAAGAUGCGAAUAUUUUGAAGGUAUUUUUUGUUCAUUUGAAAGUGAAAAUGGUUAUUGAGAUUGUGUUUGGUCUUUUGGACAGUUGGAAAAUUUUAUUUGGGAGUUGUACCUAUUUUUAUGAGCAUUUUGGCCUUAUUUUAGGUGAUUUUAGGAAAUUUUUUGAAAUUUUGAAAUUUGACGUUGGUAACUCGGACGGAAAUGGGCAGUUAGGAGUCUAUGGGACAUUUUUGAGUUAAUGAAUGUACUAGUGAGAAGUAAUUUUUGUUUUCGAAGAUCCCUGGAUCGUAUUUUAGACGAUUAAAGGGACCUUUCGAAGUUUUGGAGAGUUUUUGAAAUUUUUAUUGCUGAACAGCUUUAGAUUGUUAUUAUAAGGGUGCGCGUUGUGCAUGGAAAUGUUAAUGAUUAUUUGUUGGGCUAUUAUUUUGCAGUAGAACAAAGUUGUGACCUUAUUUUAGCAAUUUGAGGGGAGAUUUUGACAGUUUUGUGAAAUUUUGGCCUUUUUCUUUGAUUUUGUUGCUUGGACUGAAGUUUAGGGCCCUAUAUGGCUUUUGGAGUAUUUUACAGAGUUAUAUGUCGAUUUUUUUAUUUGAGAGUUUAACCGAACCAUUCAAUUUCACCUUGUUUUAGGGAAUCGAACUCCUCCACACGGCGCGAACCGUGGAGUCUCUCACAGAACGGGAACGCUCCAUCAAGCGGGCCAUGGAGAUUAUGACCAAACACGCGGAACGAGCCGACAUGAACAUGGUGUCAGCGUUGUUGAGGGACCUCAAUUAUUACAUCGGAAUCAUCGAUAUGGCCCUGGCCAGAGCCAAGCGCGUCGACCCCAGAGACUAUGCUAAAAUCGCAUACAGAAAGAACCUACAAGAUCUUGGAGACAUGCAGGAAGCGGUAAGCUGGUCCAAAGGGAAGAUUACAUGUUUGUGGACAUGUUAUACGGUGAAACAUGUUUUGGAAAGGUUUUUAUCAUAUAAAAUGUCAAAAAAUCGUUUCCGCUAAAUCAUAAAGUUAAUUUUGACGGUCGUUAUGUCUAUAAAUUUUUUGAGAGAAGGUGGAGACAUUUUAUACGAUGAAAGAUGUAUUGGAAACUAUCCAUCGUAUAACUUGUCUCCUAGGCAUAGAAAUGAUUUUGUUGAUAGAAUCAAGGUAUUGCGUUACGAUUUACAAUGAUUUCAUGAAUUUUACACUGGUUAAAGAUAUUUUAUACGAUGAAAGAUGUUUUGGAAGUAUCUAUCGUAUAACUUGUCGCCUUGGCAUAGAAAUGGUAUUAUUGAUAGAAUCAAGGUAUUCAGUUGUCAUUUUUCCAGUUUAGUAAAUUUUACACAGGUUGAAGACAUUUUAUAAGAUAAAUUUUGUCUCAAGAAAGUUUUUAUCGUAUAAAAUGUCGCCUUUACAAAAAUAAAACUUGUCAACUGGUUUUAGGUGACGAAGCGAGUAGGAGUGUACAGCAUCGUCGUGGACACACUCAACUACCUCCAUCGGAUUGCCACUUCUGACGCCCGAACCAACGAAUUCCCGAUUAGCAAAGCGGCCGCUCUGAUUGAACGAAACGAAAUCAUCGACCGAAUCUGCCAUUCGGACGACGAGAUUUGCCAGGUUCACCUUUUCCGAUGGCUUAUUGAAAACGGAUUGGAGGAGAAGGUUCUAGCCGAACCGAAUGAAACUUUGGAACAUUUUAUCUAUAAGUGAGUUGAUGAAAUGGACUAUUUUUAGGAAUGUAAGAGAAGAUUAAGCGGUAAAAUGAGAUGGUGAACAUAAAAAAAGGGCUCUAGGUUGACUUAGAAGCGGUUUGAGGGGGUAUCGUGAGAUUUUUUUACAAAAAAUCGGGUCUUUUUGCCUAAAGUAAUAUAAAUUUUUGAGGCGAAUUGUUGAUUUUUGCUUCAGAUAUGUUGAAUAUGGAAUAAAAAGGGGUGUAGUGAUGUUUGCGAUCAAAAUAAAAGCUUAAUUUUGCUAUAGAUUUCAGAUUUUGUAAAAUUUUUUACGGGGAAAGUACUUCUAUGCGGUAUGGAGUUGCAGGUCGACUCAUAUAUCAAAAAAUUCGCAAAAUUUUUCUGAUUCAGAAUAUGUAAAAAUUAGCUGCCCAAUUUUGGUUUGUAAGGGCGAAAAACCCCUCAGAACUUUUCGCGCAACACCACGCAAAUGUCUUUUUGAACAAGUUUUUACCAAUUCAAAAGCUUUGUUUUGAGCUGAAGCAUCUUGACAAGCCUUAAAAUAUCGAAUUUUAUUAAUACUACACCUUAAUUAGCAGUUCCAAUGUGAAAAUUAGUAGUUUUAAUUGGUAUUAUUAAUCAGAUUUGAUAUGUUAAGGCUUGUCAAGAUGUCAGGGUUUACUUUAGCUCAAAACAAAGCUUUUGAAGUAGUAAAAACUUGGUCAAAAAGCAUUUGCGUGGUGUUGCGAGAACAGUUCUGGGGGUUUUUCGCCCUUACAAACCAAAAUUCGGCAGCUAAUUUUUACAUAGUCUGAAUCGGAAAAUUUUGAAAUGUGUCUCGACCUGUAACUCCAUACCCCAUAGAAGUACUUUUUUUGUGAAUUUUUUUUUUCUCAAAUAACUAAAAAAAUUUUAGGUCUUAAUUUACGCUAAUCUCCCGUUUUCAGCGAGAUUGAGACGAGCGGAGCCACCAUCUACUUUGACAUGCUCUGGCAGUACUACAAAGGCACCGAGGAGUACGCGAAAGCGGCGAAACUGCUCUACGAGCUGGCCACGAAGAAGGCGCGCUCCACGAACAUUGAAAAGAAGCUGGAAUUCCUCUCGCACGCGUUGAUCUGCAUCAACUCGGCGCCGGAAUCCCAGCCGAAUGUCCAACUCAAGGCCAACAUUCGCGAUUGGCUGGACGUGGCGCGCGUUCAACUCCAGGCCCAACAACAACUUCGAGCCGAAGCGGGACACCGCCUGGACCCGAGAGUGGUGGAAGAAACCAUCCACGAACUGGAUAAUAACCUGAUGACUGUGUCCGACUUGUUCGAACUCGCCAAUCGCUUCGAUUUGCCGACCAUCAAGCUGGCUGUUAUCCAUUGUGCUGGGCAUUACGACACGGAAAUGAUUGAAGGCAUCUAUAAGAGCAUCAUCCAUGAAGGUAAGAGAGUUUUGAAAGACUUUUCAGAGGCUCUAGUGAGGAAUGAAAUCAAUUUGAGAUGGAAAUUCAAAGGUUUUUGAGAAGUGUAGGGCGCAGCUCGCGAAAAUAAAAUAAGAAAAUUAAGGGAGAUUUGAGUUUUUUAGGGUAAAAUAUAACCAAGGUGAUUUAUAUCUGGCGGCAAGGUCGGUAUGCCGAUGAUUUUUUACGCCUACUUGGCCAAAAAAAAUUCCAAGUUUCAGCGAUUUCGGCCCGAAAAUCAUUCUUGAAGACUUUGGGAAGACAUAGAAAGGUCAAUUCAAGGUUUUGUUUGAAAUUCAGUCGGUUGAAAAUAGCGGGUCUCAGCUCCAGAAAAAAUUAUUUUUGCUAAGUAGGCGUAAAAAUUCAUCGGCACACUGAGCUUGCCGCCAGAUAUAAAUCACCUUGGUUAUAUGAGCAUUUCAGAUUUAGAGUGAGUUUUAUUUUCUUCAAAACAGACUCUAGGAGAUCUAUUGCGAUGUAAAAUAUUGAUCUUGGUUGAUUGGAUAAAUGUUUUUUAUUAUUUUAGAUCUGGACAAGGUGGAUACUGAAGGAAAGGACUUGCAUGUGGCUGCAAGAGCCUUGGCCACUCGUCUGGCCCAGCUGAGACGUCAGUACGCCGCAGCUCCAACGUAUUUCCCGACGAGUAGGUCCAUUUUUUGACAAGGAAAGUGCUUCUAUGGGGUGUGGAGUUACAGGUCGAAACAUAUAUCAUAAAAAUCGCAAAGUCUUUCUGAUACAGAAUAUGUAAAAAUUUGCUGCCCAAAUUUGGUUUUAAGGAAGAAAAACCCCCUCAGAACUUUCCUCGCAACACCACGCAAAUGCCCCUUUUUUACAUUGGAACUACUGUAAUAUUAAGGUGUAAUAUUGAUAAAAUUUGAUAUUUUAAGGCUUGUCAAGAUGUCAGGGUUUACUUUAGCUCAAAUCAAAACUUUUGAAUUGGUAAAAACUUGGUAAACGGCAAAAUUUGGGUUUACCAAUUCAAAAGCUUUGUUUGGAGCUCAUAAAAAACCCCUGGCAUCUUGAUAAGCCUUAAAAUAUCAAAUUUGAUUAAUACUACACCUUAAUUAGUAGUUCCAAUGUAAAAAAGGGGCAUUUGCGUGGUGUUGCGAGAAAAGUUCUGUGGGUUUUUUCGCCCUUACAAACCAAAAUUAGGCAGCUAAUUUUUACUUAUUCUGAAUCAGAAAAAUUUUGCGAUUUUUUUGAUAUAUGACUCGGCCUGUAAUUCCGUACCCCAUAGAAGUACUUUCCUUGAUUUUUAGAGAUUUUUUUAUAAUAUUUUUUAAAAUUUUUUUAGAAUUCAUCGUCCAGGAGCUCCUACAAUACGCUCUGAACAGCCUGUCGGCCCGAUGGUUCAGUGAGGUGAUCAGAGGAUCGGAAAUCACCGUCCCAGAACUGAUCGAAAUCUGCCUCCACGUGUACCGAGUGGUUGAUCCCUUCUGGCGGAGGAACCACCAAGCCCGCAAGUUCAUGGUCGAACUUUGCAGUUUGUUGAGCGAAAACUUCCUGUCAAAGUCCUCGGACUACCCGCAGGACGAGCGAAUCAUAAUCAAAGAGAAGUGUUUGGAAUUCGCCGCAACUUUACUCAUCGAUCUCCAGGACUCCAAUGAAAAUACGGAUCGCCUCACUUCGGUUCAAGUCCGCUUGGAAGAACUUCGAUGA
Messenger RNA from Bursaphelenchus xylophilus (pine wood nematode), 10570 nucleotides. The record is from the annotation of a GenBank genome assembly. NCBI's taxonomy places the organism in Eukaryota, Metazoa, Nematoda, Chromadorea, Rhabditida, Aphelenchoididae.